Rhizophagus irregularis DAOM 181602=DAOM 197198 is the source of this 402-nucleotide messenger RNA. NCBI's taxonomy places the organism in Eukaryota, Fungi, Glomeromycota, Glomeromycetes, Glomerales, Glomeraceae. The record is from RefSeq and is a predicted model, not a curated record.
UGCGAUAGUGGUAUGGUUUGUGGAUCAUGCAGAUCAUGCAGAUUAUGUUAUUAAAAAUAAUGAAUCAAAUCAAGCUGUAUGGGAAGCCUAUUCGUGUCAAUAAAGCAACUUCGGACAAAAAGAAUUUGGACGUAGACGCUUCAUUAUUUAUAAGGAAUUUGGAUCCUGAUGCGGCAAUUGAUGCAAUGAACGGACAAUAUCUGAUGAAUAAACCAAUUACUGUAUCAUACGCGUUCAAAAAGGAUGGUAAAGGCGAAAGACAUGGAAGUGCAGCAGGUUCGUAUUUCUUCCGAAUUGAAUGUAUUGCUUUCAAUGGGUGAAACGGUUAUUGGCAGCUCAAGCGAAGAAAAUUAAAAAUCUUUGUUUGCAAAUGUUCGUCCACCUACUGUUCCACCUUCAAUG